UGCCAGAGAAUUCAUUUGACAUCUGCAGAAUACCACUCUGACGAAACUCUUCGUUUUGCUCACAAAGGCGACAUAGGUCACAAGAGAGUCAGCAACAACCAAACUAACAAAGACAUCGUUACUAUUGAUAGAUAGGUUGCAUCAGACCUUACCAUCGCAUCCCUCGUCUAUUCAUUCAUUCAUUUGAGCUUUGAGCUGUUUGUACCAAACAGAUCUUCUUGGACAUUUUCGUGAGUAUUCUAUACUGUAGAAACACCCAUCGUACAUACAACAAAGAAAACAGAGACACAGGCACCAUGGACAAGCUAUUGUUUUGGAAGAAGGGCGACGAGGAGGCGCAGGCAGCAGGGGACAAGAAGGUGGAGGAAACUCAGACUGAAGGAGAGAAGGCUUCCGAAGACGCUCCCACCACGGAAGAAAACAAGGGUGAGAAAACAGGAGAGGAAGCCACAAAGGAGGAACCUGCUGGAGAAUCCUCCAAAGAGGAACCGGUUGCCAAGGCGGAAGAGACACCCACGGAAGAAUCUCCCAAGGCAGAUCCACCCACGGAGGAACCUCCCAAGGAGGAGCCAGCCAAGGAAGAGCCAGCUAAGGAAGAAGCCCCUAAGGAAGAUCCACCCACCGAAGAGCCUGCUAAGGAAGAACAACAACCUGCAGCUGAGGAGCCAGCAAAAGAAGAACCAGCCAAGGAGGACGCACCAGCCGAAGAGGCGGCAAAAGAGGAAACCCCCAAGGAAGAUGCUCCUCCAGCUGCAGCAGCAGAAGGCGAGGAAAAACCCAAGGAAGGAGGAGAAGGCAGUGAAAAAGACGGAGAAGAUAAACCAACGGAAGAUGACCAGAGGAGCAGUGGUAUAAACCGACUCUUUUUCUGGAGAAAGUCGGAUGCUAGUGGUGAAGGCGAAAAGAAGGAAGAGGAGGCAAAGAAGGAAGGUGAGGAAGAAGGUGAGAAGAAGGAAGGCGAAGAUGCACCAGCGACUGAUGAGAAUAAAGAAGGUGGCGAAGAGGAGCCUGCAGAACAAGCUGAUAAGGCGUUGCCAGGAGAUGAGGAGGCCGAAGAGGUGGAAAAUACAGUCGAAGAGGAUUUGGCAAAGUUGGCACUGGUGUCACCAAAAAACGACGACAUGGACACGUCUCGUGCGUCCAUCAUGGAAGGAAGGUCGGCUUGGGCUUAAUCUGAAAUUUUUUUGAGUUCAGAAGGACUUUUUCGUGUCAGAGGAACAGCUGAAUGAGCUUGCAAAACCUCUAUGUGGCAAUGGUUUCUGUUCUGUGUUGUUGUUUUUAUAAAUUCCACUUGACAUUUUUUUGCGUGGCGGAAGGGCCAACGAGACUCUUUGGUGGGCAUCUUCGAGUUUUUCUUUGCCGGUAGCACAAGGAAUGAAGUCAUUCUACACGUAUGCUUCAGAUUUAUGCAAACGUCAACUUAUUACUUGUAAAGCCAGGCCUUUCAGAGUGACAGUCAUGAGAUUGAAGUGGCCCGUAACGUAGCCGCAAGUGGAGGCGCAAUUCGCGUCGUCGAAGCUUCUAGCUAGGUAUCGCAAGUAACGUUUGCUUUCUCCCUUCCAUAGGGGAAAAAAUAUGUCC
Messenger RNA from Seminavis robusta, 1581 nucleotides. NCBI's taxonomy places the organism in Eukaryota, Bacillariophyta, Bacillariophyceae, Naviculales, Naviculaceae. The record is from the annotation of a GenBank genome assembly.